This is a messenger RNA of Paramecium sonneborni, 1854 nucleotides long. The record is from the annotation of a GenBank genome assembly. NCBI's taxonomy places the organism in Eukaryota, Ciliophora, Oligohymenophorea, Peniculida, Parameciidae.
AUGAUUAGUGUUCUCUUCAUUAUCCUACCUCAAACUUUUGGUUAUUUUGAAUAGAAAUUAUCAAGGCAUGUUUAUAACUAUCAAAAUUUUGAUAAAAAUGACAUCGUCACCACCAUUCAACCUAAAUAAUGUCCAAAUGAAUUUUUAGAUUACUAUCAUAAUGAUACUUAUGUGACUUAAAUCUGCUUUACUAAAAAUGUAUUUUACAAUCUGGAAGUUGUUUUAGGAGAUGUUAUUAAUAAUUAAAGCAUAUUUUAAUUAUCUGUAUACUUAUUUUCAUUAUUAUAAAUUAGCUUGAUUUAACUACACCUUGGACUUGGUACAAAUCAAAAUCUUGUUUAAGUUGCAAAUAAUUCAAAAAAUUAAAUUUUAAAAACUAUGAGCAAUGUUAGACAACAAAAAAGCCAGGUAAAUGUUUUGAUCCCAAUUUUGAAAAAUCAUUUAAUUCAACAAAAUGGAAUGAUAAAAAAGUAAAUGGUUAAAUUUAUUCUUCGGAAUCUCUAUUUUAAGGAACUUUUCAAACUGAUACAAUAAAAUUACUUGCUUAUAAUUCUUCAAGAAAAAUGAGCAUUUCACAAUUUCUUUCUUAUGAAUGGGGAAAUGAUACUCCACCUGCCUUUGUGAAUAUAACUGGAUUAUAAAUGCUCUAAGUUGAUUAUAUUUGGAGAGAAUUUCCAAUUUUAGCAGAUGGUGUUAUUGGUUUUGGAUUUGGCUAUACAGAAACAGAAAAAGAAAAAGCAUAAAGUGAUACAGAUUUUGUUGAAAAAUUAGUUAAAGAAAAUACAUAACUUCAUUUAACCAGAUAAUAAUUUGCUCUUUAUACUUACGAGAGUUAAUAUAAUUAGUUAGAAAUGGUAGUUUAAGUAGGAGGAUUUGAUUAUAAAUAUGUCCAUAAAUAGUCAUAAAAUGUCAAAUGGAUAAAUAGACUUGAAGAAUCUGGUUAUUAUUGGAUGAUCUAAGUAGAUAAAAUUUAAUUUAUUGUAAUUUAUUUAAAAUAUAAUAUAGAAUGCUUAAGGAAAUGAUUUAAUAAACUAAAAUUUACCAAUCAAUAAAGCCUUACUUACCUUGAAUUCAUAAUUUAUUGAACUACCUUAUAACAUUUUGAUAUAAUUGAUUUAGAAACUUGAUAAUACACAUGUUGGAACCGAAUGUAAUUUGAUAGAUGAGGAAGUAUUAUUAGAAAUCAAUAUUAUAGAUGUAUAUAUUAUAUUGUAAGAACCUUCAUGUAUAAAUAAUCUUUGAUUAUCAAUUGACCUUCAUUUUUGGUGAACAUACUAUUCCAAUAGAUAAUUAUCACUUGAUUUUAAGAAAGUGUAAUGUUACAAGUGAUAAUCAAAUGAUUUAAGAUUGCUUUUUUAGCAUUAAAGUUUCAGAAUCGGAUUAUAUUAUUUUGGGAGAACCUUUUAUAAAGAAUCAUUAUAUUGUAUUUGAAAAUUAACCAGGUAAUGAAGUAAGAAGAAUUGGGAUUAUGCCAACUGCUGUAAAUAUGUAUUAUCCAGAAAACCCUGAUUAAUUUGAAUUGGCUUUAGUGAAGCUUGUUGGAUUUAUAUUUAUUUUUGGAUUGAUUAGUAUCUGCUGUGUGACUUUUCUUAGAAGUUUAUGUAAGGAUUUGUAUAGAGCAUUUAAGUAUCGUAAAGUAAUUUUAGUUAAUAUUUAAAGACUAUGAAUCCUGAAGACAAGUAAUCUUUGAGUUAGACAAAAGAAAUAGAAUAUUUAGAUUAUUCAACUCAAGAAGAUGUUCAAAUUCAAUAAUAAAAUGAAGAUUAGAAGAAAGCAGAAGAAUGGAAUCAAUAACAAGAGUAAUUUAAAUUUGGAGAGAAAUUUACUAAUUAAUAUGAAUCAAAUGCAUUAUGA